Epinephelus lanceolatus (giant grouper) is the source of this 2127-nucleotide messenger RNA. RefSeq names its product progesterone receptor membrane component 2 (gene pgrmc2). NCBI's taxonomy places the organism in Eukaryota, Metazoa, Chordata, Actinopteri, Perciformes, Serranidae. Gene Ontology annotation, cellular component: endoplasmic reticulum; membrane; endomembrane system. The record is from RefSeq and is a predicted model, not a curated record.
CGGUCCCCCAGCACACACUGGAACAGCCUCUCAGUUCCCGCUCAACCAGUGGUUCCGCUGUUCCCGACAGGACGUGAACGCAGCCUGUGGCCGGGGCGGGUAGGCGCUAACCGAGCAGUAUGGCGGACGAUGGAGACAGUUCGAGCGGACCAGUAGACACCAGCGGCGGCCAUGGUUCAGCGGACGAGUCGGACGGGCUCGGGCUCGGCGGGAUGCUGCUGAACGUCAGCAUUGUGGUGGCGGUGGUGGCGGUGUGUGUCGCGGUGUACCGGCGGUGGGGCAGGCGGCUCGUCUCCGACGCGGCCCUGGGCGACGAGGCCUCGGCGCUGCCUAAGAUGAGGAGACGGGACUUCACUCUGGAGCAGCUGCGGGAGUACGACGGGCUCCAGAACCCGCGCAUCCUCAUGGCCGUCAACAUGAAGGUCUUCGACGUCACCAGCGGGAAGAAGUUUUACGGUAAAGACGGUCCUUACGGUAUCUUUGCGGGUCGGGACGCGUCCAGAGGCCUCGCCACCUUCUGCCUGGAGAAGGAUGCCCUGAGGGACGAGUACGACGACCUGUCAGACCUCAACGCCGUCCAGAUGGAGAGCGUGAGGGAGUGGGAGAUGCAGUUUAUGGAAAAAUACGAUUACGUGGGGCGGUUGCUGAAGCCGGGCGACGAGCCGUCGGAGUACACGGACGAAGAGGACAUCAAGGACCACCUGAAGCACGACUGAGGUUCAUCACACCGACCAAAGCCAGGAGCCCCAAACAGCUGCGACAGACGGCCCCCGGCCCCCCACACCUCCUUCUGACACUCCUGUAACCUGCCCCGCCCCCCCCACUCCUCAACCUGUCCGCUGGCGUGGCGCCUCUGAAGGGCAGGACUCCCAGACCUCUGCCCCUCUUCCUCCCUCUUCAUCUUGUGACCAUGACCACCAACAGGAAGUCAGGGGGGAGGGGCUUGUGCCAUUAGACCAAUCUGAAAGUCACCCACCAAAUCUCUUACUCAUUUCUCUGGGGGGUGUCGGGGGGGACGUGUGGUGAUGGUGGGCGCCGCUGAGCACCGGGUGGAGGUUGGUCAGACGUAGGAACACGUUGGUGGAAGACGAUGGGACAGGAAGCAGAUUGUCUGUUUUAUCUUUGGUUUUGUCACAUGAUUGCAACUGAAACUGCUUCAGCUUAGGACGGCGCAUCAAUCAAUCAUUUCUCUUCUUCUUUCAAUACCCCCCCCCCCUCCCCUCCCCCUCCCUCCUCACCGAGAGGGCGGAGCUGCAGCCUCAGACGCAGCGCCGUGGAGACGGGCAGGGCCUUUUCCUGUUGUGUUUGUAGUGACAUCACUACUAGUUCUCUUUGUUUGUCACCAUGUGAUUGUAUCUGUGGAGUAGCAUAGAGGGGGAGGGGUGGGGGGAGGGGUCAAAGGUCCUCGCCAUAUGAAACCUGUUGAUGAAUGACAUCAUACGGACUGAACACAAAGGGAAGGUGACCAUAAGGCAGUCCCAAUCAAUCCACUCAUUUGUUUACACGCCUCCUGACAAGCGAAAUGCCCCCAAAAAAGGUCCAAGUAUUAAUCGUGCCUUAUUUAGUUUGUCGUGUCAGUGCUGAGCGUCAGAGAGGAGGUGGGCGGGGCGAAGGGAUGGAGGCGGCGCUCCCCCAGACUCACUUCACCACCUGUAAAUAUUCCGUAUGAAUUCUCAGUGUUACUGCCAUAUUUCUGUCGGUGAUGAACUCCAUCGUGUAACUGCAACGUCGUAUCGGCCAAAACCCCAAAAAUGGUUUGCGUUCUUUCUUUGGUUCUUUUUAAAUGUGGGUGAAUCUCCAAAAAAAAACAUAACAAAGAGGGCGGAGCUAAGAGCUGCAGGGCGGAGCUCAGAGCUGCAGGGCGGAGCUCAGAGCUGUAGGGCGGAGCUCAGAGCGGCAGGGCGGAGCUCAGAGCUGCAGGGCGGGACCGGGAGCUUAUCUGUAAAUAUAUCUAUCAUUUUAUUAAAGCAUGUGCAACAACAGUGAGCUAUGCCGACUCUCCACCACGUCAUGUAUUUAAAUGUUGGCUGUGUGUGUGUGUGUGUGUGUGUGUGUGUGUGUGUGUGUGUGACAGAGGCAGGAAGGGAUUUGUUCAUGCAUAAUAAAUCAAUUUGGUUAAUAACUGAA